AUGAAUGGAAGAUUUUCUAUUAAGAGUAUGUACCAAAAGUUGUUGGGAUCCCAUGAGAAAGUUAACUGGAGAAGGUUGAUCUGUAAUAACAAGGCUACUCCCAAAAGCUUGAUUAUUACUUGGCUUACUUUAUGGGGUAGGCUGCCUACUCUAGAUAGAUUGUUCACUUGGAAAGUUGUGAGCACAAAUGUUUGCCCUCUGUGUGCUAACUGCCCUGAGUCUGUCCAACACCUGUUCUUUGAAUGCUCUUACUCAGCUGAUAUUUGGCAGAAGGUGUUAGUAGCUCUUCAGUUCAGCAGGACCCCUAGCACUUUUGAUUUGGAGCUAAGAUGGAUGAUAUCAGUAGCAAAGAGAACUAGUGCCAGAUGCAAAUUGCUGAUGAUGUUCUUUGCUGAGUGUAUUUAUAGUAUUUGGCUGCAACGUAAUGCUAAGGUUUUCACUCAAACCUGCCUGAGCCCUGCUGAUGUCUUGAAGGAGAUCAAAUUCAGAGUUGCUUGUAAAGCUACUGAUGAUCAGAAGCAGUUACUUCUGUUUUAG
Messenger RNA from Spinacia oleracea (spinach), 537 nucleotides. RefSeq lists its product as uncharacterized. Lineage: Eukaryota; Viridiplantae; Streptophyta; Magnoliopsida; Caryophyllales; Amaranthaceae. The transcript has a single exon. The record is from RefSeq and is a predicted model, not a curated record. Bases 1 to 537 code for a protein of 178 amino acids.